AAUUAGUAAUUGUUCCUAGAGGGGUUGCCGAAUUCAAGUCCACGCCCAAUCGCCAUAUUUGUUUCUCACCGGUCUGCAUUGAGUAUACGUGGAGUUAACGUAAAUCCUAUUGGUUUUAAUUUUACAAGCAGUACUUUUAAAGUACUGGUAUUUUCUUAAACACGUGAUACUGGUGGACUUGCAGCCAUGCCGCGUCCACACAUCAAUGUCCGUGUUACCACCAUGGACGCUGAGCUGGAGUUUGCCAUCCAGCACAGUACAACGGGCAAACAACUGUUUGACCAGGUGGUAAAGACUAUAGGAUUAAGAGAAAUCUGGUUUUUUGGCCUCCAGUAUAUUGACAGCAAAGGAUACAGUACUUGGCUAAAACUUAAUAAGAAGGUUAUGAGUCAAGAUGUAAAGAAAGAGGUCCCACUUCAGUUUAAAUUCCGCGCCAAAUUUUUCCCUGAGGAUGUUUCAGAAGAAUUGAUUCAAGAUAUUACACAGAAAAUGUUUUUCCUCCAAGUGAAAGAAGGUAUUUUAUCAGAUGAGAUCUACUGCCCCCCAGAAACAGCAGUUUUGUUAGCAUCAUAUGCUUGUCAGGCUAAAUAUGGGGACCACACUGAAGACAACCCUAAACCAGGUGCUCUAGCCAAUGACAGGCUACUCCCACAAAGAGUGUAUGAUCAACACAAAUUGUCCAAAGAGCAGUGGGAAGACAGAAUAAAGAGUUGGUAUGGUGAACAUAAAGCCAUGUUAAGGGAAGAUGCAAUGAUUGAAUAUCUUAAAAUUGCACAAGAUUUGGAGAUGUAUGGUGUAAAUUAUUUUGAAAUUAAGAACAAAAAAGGAACAGACUUACUUCUUGGUGUUGAUGCUCUAGGCUUAAAUGUUUAUGAAAAGGAUGAUAAAUUAACUCCAAGAAUUGGGUUCCCUUGGAGUGAGAUUAGGAAUAUAUCUUUUAAUGACAAAAAAUUUGUUAUCAAACCUAUAGAUAAAAAAGCACCAGACUUUGUCUUCUAUGCUCCUCGUCUGCGUAUUAACAAAAGAAUUUUAGCAUUGUGUAUGGGCAAUCAUGAAUUGUAUAUGAGAAGAAGAAAGCCAGAUACAAUUGAAGUACAACAAAUGAAGGCUCAAGCUAGAGAAGAUAAAUUAGCUAAACAACAAGAGAGAGCACAGUUGGCUCGUAUGAGAAUGGAAAGGGAGGAGUCUGAUAAGUUGAGGAAAGACUUGGAAGAAAAAGUUAAACUCAUGGAAGAAGAACAGAAAAAACGAAUGAAAGAACUUGAGGAUAUGCAACUUAUGAUUAGAGAGAGGGAUGCCAAGGUGGCUGAGUUGACCAGGCUAAGAGAAGAGUUAGAUGAGGAAAGGCGGAAGGCUGAAGAACUUCAGAGGGAGAUUGAGAGGAACCAAGAAAUGGAGCAGUGUGAAAAGGAAAGACUGGCGGCUGAGCUGGCAUUAACCAAAGCUUCCUUGUAUGAGAGAUUAAAUGAAAUUGAAACCAAGGAGACUGUUGUGUCAUCUCUGUACUCCGAGCUGGAGACUGCAAGAAAAAGUGCGGAAGAGAAGGAGCAUGAGCUUAACAGGGUGAUGACAUACAGUCAACAGAGAGAACAGGAGCUCCAGGCUCAGCUGCUGGUCAGGUCAGAGAUGCAUGACCAGCAUGAUGAAGGAGAGGAGAACGAGGGAGAUGACACUAAGGAAUUUGAUGCUGGUCUUAGUAUUGAAGAUUCAGAUUUGCUUUUGCCCAGACCUGAGGAGGAAAGAGAAACACAGCAAAGCAAGGACAAGAGACUUCAAGAGCAACUUAGGGCUCUAAAAGAGGACUUGGAUGCUGAGAAGACCAAACAGAAUGCCAUAGAUCUUUUACAUCAGGAGAACAUGAGGCAGGGAAGGGACAAAUACAAGACGUUGAAACAGAUCAGACAGGGCAACACCAAACAGAGGGUGGAUGAGUUCGAGUCCAUGUAACCCACUGCCAUGUUAAAUAGUAAUACCAUCAAACAUUUUAGUUGCUUUUUUUUUUUUAAAACAAAUUAUUUACAAUGUACAUCUUAGACACUAACUGAAGUGCGGUAUCACUUUGUUGGAUCCUAUUAAUUUGACCCAGGAAAUCAAAUUUACAUGAUCGAUUUCAUUUUAAAGUUUAAAAUUUAUUCUUUAAAAGCUGUUUUUUAAUAUAUAAUUAACAAUAUUUGGCUAGUCAUCAGAAUAGUUUUUGGCCGAGCGCAAUCAUUUCCUGGAUCACAUUAGCUCCUACAGCUUGUUGCUGCAAAUGGUAUGUCCAAAGUUUCUGAUUAAUGUGCUUCUGUUGCGUGUUAUAUUCCAUGUUAAUUGAAGCAUAGUGUAUUCAUAUCCAGACUCCCCUACAAUUAUAUAAACGCAUGUUGAAUGGAUGGUAGCUGUAGGUUUAUAGCCAUUUUUUGUAUUGUUUUCUUUUUUUUUGUGUUGUAUAGAGAGUAUGUCUGCUCUUGCAAGAAACAUUUAUAUUAGGCUUCAAAUAUAACUUGAGUGAAAAUGUUUUUCUUUUUUGUUUGUGCAUGCCUAUCAAUUACUUAAAUCAUGUAGUUUUGAAAAGUAUCAAAGUUUGAACAAAAGUUGACUUUCUUUGUAUAGUAUAAAUUUCUAAACAUGUCAUAAGCCCUGUGGACUUUUUGGCGUGCAAUCAUUUUUUUUUUAUAAUUUUUAUUUAAGGGGGCAGUAUCACCCAGACUAAGGGAGGAAAACAAAAAUAUUCACCAAAAAAAAACUAUUCGACAUACACAUGUCAAAAUUGUACAGCAGUAGUAACGGUUCUUCUGCAAUAAUACAGUAUAUAAAUUGUAGGGUAUAUGUAUAGCAACAUAUUUGCAAAAAAUUAUUUUGUUCAUAUUUUAUUACAUUUUGAAUUUUGUGUAAACAAUUUUCCGAAACCAUAAGUAAAGUACUUAAAAUUUGCUAUAAACCUUCCUUGCGUUAAUGGCUAUCGUCUGAACUAAAAUCAUAGGAUUCUAAUGAGGGAUAAAUUUUUUAGAAAAUUUCUAAGUUCAAUUUUUUUUGUCUGACUUUGAAAAAUUCUAAAAAUUUCAAAAUUUGUCACAAUGGAUAUCUUCUAGUUCCAGCGAUAGGCUAUCCUGUUAUGCAUCUCCCAGUGUAUUUUCAGCAGGAAGGGCCUAAAUGUUGGAAAACCGCAGCCACAAAUUACUUAGUGAAAAAUUUUUGGUUAUAUUAUUUUUAAAAAAUGUUUGCAUCAUACGUUAACUUUCUUUUAUGUGCUGUUUUAUAGCUCCUUAUUAAUUACUAUUAUGGUAAAAAAAUUAUGUGUGUAUGUGUAAUAGUUUUUUUUUGGCAAAUUUGUUUGUCAAUUUUCAAAUGUCUGGGUGAUACUGCCCCCUUAAUGUGAUGUUGGGUGUAAAUUAUAAAGUUUUAUGAUCAGUUUCAAAUUAGAUUAUUUUCAAAAAAAAAUUGAGUGCAUUGGGGUUGUUUUUUUUUUUUUUAAAUUCCACUUGAUGUGUAUUGAAGACUGUUUGUUUGUAUCAUUCCACACAUCCAUUUCAAGCAAUACACACUGAACACUUUGCUCUCUUAUGGCAAUUAGCUUAAUUUGUUUUUUUUUUAAUUUUUGGUGGGUUUUGGGUUUUUUUUAAACCAUCAGUCCGCAUAAGUUGGUAUGCUUGCUCAUAUUGUUCUAGUGGUUUCUUCCAGUAUGUAUGUUUGUGUGUUGGUUUUAUUUUUUUUUUGUAAGAUUUAUAGUUUAUAUUUCUUUGUACAAUCAAAAUUAUUGUAGCUGCCCCUAAUUUUGUUUUUCAUGCUUAUACUUGCCACUCAAAGAACAGAAGAAAUAUUUUUGUUCAACAAAAACAAUUUGGAAAAGGAAUGGCCAGUUUAGACAAAAAUGAACACAAAAUUUACGAAAUUAAAACGAAAUUUUUAUACUACCCUAGUGUUAGUAUUUGUUCUAAUUUACACCUUGGCUUGCUAGCAUGUUUGGACUUAAGUUAUUACUAUGCAAACUAAAACUGUAUGAUGUUUAAAUAAAGAACUUGUCAAAACGA
Physella acuta is the source of this 4010-nucleotide messenger RNA. RefSeq names its product radixin. Gene Ontology annotation, molecular function: actin binding. Gene Ontology annotation, cellular component: cytoskeleton. NCBI's taxonomy places the organism in Eukaryota, Metazoa, Mollusca, Gastropoda, Physidae. The record is from RefSeq and is a predicted model, not a curated record.